GGGCCGGACAUGAAUUCAGCCAUAUUCCACACUCUACUUAGCUAGCUAGCUGCGCCGGUUAGUGGAAGGUGGCCGAAAAGGAGGAACCGCACAAAAAGCUGCCAUUCCACACAAUCGUCGCCACCAUAUUUAGAUUUAUUGUCAUGGGAACUCAAUAGUUGGAUCUCUAGGUCGCCAGUGCUCCAAACCGGAGCGGAUGGAAGGCGCAUGAGUCUGAUCUUAGAUCGGCAGGAAAGCAGUCAUCCCGUGCUCGAAGGGGCCAGUGGGGAUUUUUAGGAUUAAAGCAAAUGGGACCGAAUUGGCCUCGAAUCUGAGAAAGAGGAAAAUGGUGGCAACGUGAGCAACCCGAACAACACGUCGAUCUGGAAAAAAAUUAACUACCUAGCUAAAUGUCGGGUUUAUACUAGCUAGCUGACGCCAACUAGCUAGCAAAGUCAACGUUAUCUGGAGGGUGAAAUCUGGAAUUUCAUUGCUCCGCAUCCGUCAGAUAAUUUCUGUUUGUUUGCUUUUUGUUUGCGUGAUUAGAAGGCAGGAUCACCAUUCGUUUCUUCUACAGAUUUUUGGUUGUUAUUUUAGGGGUAGGGAGUGGUGAUUGUGGUAGCUAGCUGAAAGAAAAUGUCAGCAAAGGUGAGGCUGAAGAAGUUGGAGCAGUUGCUCCUGGACGGCCACCAGCAGAACGAAAGCUUCCUGAGCGUCGAGACACUUUUGGAUAUUCUGAUAUGUUUGUACAACGAAUGCAGCAGCUCGCCUUUAAAAAGGGAGAAGCAUGUGACAGACUUUCUGGAGUGGGUGAAGCCAUUCACCACCUCAGUCAAGGACAUGCGCCUGCACAGGGACGACUUCGAGAUGCUCAAGGUGAUCGGAAGAGGAGCGUUCGGAGAGGUUGCAGUGGUGAAAAUGAGAAACACAGAGCGGGUGUACGCCAUGAAGAUCCUCAACAAAUGGGAGAUGCUGAAGAGGGCAGAAACAGCCUGCUUCCGUGAGGAGAGGAACGUCCUGGUCAACGGGGACUGCCAGUGGAUCACCAAGCUGCACUACGCCUUCCAGGACGACAACUACCUGUACUUGGUAAUGGACUACUAUGUUGGAGGGGACCUGCUGACGUUACUCAGCAAGUUUGAAGACAGACUUCCAGAAGACAUGGCAAAGUUCUAUGUGGCCGAAAUGGUCCUGGCCAUCGACUCAAUUCACCAGCAGCAUUAUGUUCACAGAGACAUAAAACCAGACAACGUGCUGCUGGACAUGAAUGGCCACAUCCGGCUGGCCGACUUCGGCUCUUGUCUGAAGAUGAUGCAGGAUGGGACGGUGCAGUCCUCAGUCGCUGUGGGAACGCCAGACUACAUCUCGCCUGAGAUCCUGCAGGCCAUGGAGGACGGCAUGGGGAAGUACGGGCCGGAGUGCGACUGGUGGUCACUGGGCGUCUGCAUGUACGAGAUGCUGUACGGGGAGACGCCUUUCUACGCAGAGUCCCUGGUGGAGACCUACGGCAAGAUCAUGAACCACGAAGAGCGCUUCCAGUUCCCGUCCCACAUCACGGAUGUGUCGGAGGACGCCAAGGACCUGAUCCAGCGGCUGAUCUGCAGCAGGGAGCGCCGGCUGGGGCAGAGAGGCAUCGGCGAGUUCAAGGCGCACCCCUUCUUCACCGGCAUCGACUGGGACAACAUCCGCAGCACCGAGGCGCCCUACAUCCCCGAAGUCAGCUCGCCCUCCGACACCUCCAACUUCGACGUGGACGACGACGUGCUCAAGAACCCGGACAUCGUUCCCCCUAUAUCCCACACUGGCUUCUCUGGGCAGCACCUCCCCUUCGUGGGCUUCACCUACAGCACUGACAGCUGCUUCUCCGACCGGGGCUGCCUGAGGAGGGGGGCGCCCGCGGCGGGGGACGGCUCCGGCCCGGCGGCGGAGGCGCAGGAGGGCUCCGAGAGCAGCCUGCAGGUGGAGGCCUUCCAGCAGAGGAUCAAGAGGCUGGAGCAGGAGAAGCUGGAGCUCAACCGCAAACUGCAAGAAUCCGGCUCAGGCAGAGGGGUGGGAACCCUAGGCAGGGACAAGGAGAUGAAGAAGCUGAACGAGGAAAUUGAGCGGCUGAAGAAGAAAUUGGCAGACUCUGACAGGCUGGAGCAGCAGCUGGAGGAGGCGGUCACCCUGCGGCAGGACCACGAGAGCUCCGCCUCCAAGCUGAAGGCUCUGGACAAGCAGGUCAAAGCACUCAGCCAGGAGAAGGAGGAGAUCCACAAGCAACUGGCGGACUCCCAGGAGCGGCUGAGGUCCCAGACGCGGGAGCUGAAGGAGGCGCAGCAGCAGCGGAAGCUGGCGGCGGAAGAGCUGUCGGAGCUGAACGAGCGCGUGGCCGAGCUGCGCUCCCACAAGCAGCGGCUCUCCCGCCAGCUCCGCGACAAGGAGGAGGAGAUGGACGUGGUCAUGCAGAAGAUGGACGCCAUGCGGCAGGACCUCCGCAGGACCGAGAAGGCCCGCAAGGAGCUGGAGUCGCAGCUGGAGGACGCCAAGGCCGAGGCGUCCAAGGAGCGCAAGCUGCGGGAGCACAGCGAGACCUACUCCAAACAGCUGGAGAGCGAGCUGGAGGUUCUCAAGGUGAAGCAGGGCAGCAGGCGGGUGGCAGGCCUGAGCCCAGAGACCCAGCAGGAGCUCUCCAAGGCCAAAUCCGAGCUGGACAAGAAGAUCCUGUUCUACGAGGAGGAGCUGGUGCGGCGCGAGUCCUCCCACAGCACCGAGCUGAAAAACCUCCGCAAGGAGCUGCAGGAGUCCGAGGGCCAGCAGCUCUCCCUGCAGAAGGAGGUGCUGCAGCUCAAGGACAAGCUGGAGAAAUCCAAGAGGGAAAGGCAGAGGGAGAUGGACGAGGCACUGGCCUCUCUGAAGGAGAAAUACGACCGGGAACGCAGCCUGCUGACCGAGGACAACCGCAGGCUGACCGGCGAGUCCGACAGGCUCUGUACGUUUGUGGACAACCUGACUGCGCAGAACCGGCAGCUGGAGGACGAGCUGCAGGACCUGGCCGCCAAGAAGGAGAGCGUGGCGCACUGGGAGGCCCAAAUCGCCGAGAUCAUCCAGUGGGUAAGUGAUGAGAAGGACGCGCGAGGCUACCUGCAGGCCCUGGCCACCAAGAUGACGGAGGAGCUGGAGUCUCUGCGCAGCUCUAGCCUGGGCUCCAGAACCCUGGACCCCCUGUGGAAGGUGCGGCGCAGUCAGAAGCUGGACAUGUCGGCCAGGCUGGAGCUGCAGUCGGCGCUGGACGCAGAGAUCCGGGCCAAGCAGCUGGUGCAGGAGGAGCUGCGCAAGGUCAAGGCUGCGAACAUCUCCUUCGAGAGCAAGCUGAGGGAGGCGGAGGCCAGGAACAGGGAGAUGGCGGAGCAGUUGGAGGGAGCAAAGAAGGACCUGGAGGACAGCCGGUCUCGCACGGAUGGAGGGCUAAAGCUCCCCAACUUCCAGGAGUCCAUCUUUGAAUACUUCAACACCUCUCCACUCACCCAUGACCUCACAUUCCAGACCAGCUCCAUCAGCGAGGUCGACACCACCACCCCACAGGCCGACGUCCCCGCCACCUCCCCAUCGGUGGCCUCCGAGCAGGAUGAGCCAGCAAAGCCGUCUCCAGCUACUCCUGCAGCUACAUCCCCCAUGUAUCAGUCCUCCCAGCUGUCCACGCCAAAGCCGAAGGCCCACCAGCUGAGCAUCAAGACGUUCUCCAGCCCCACCCAGUGCGCGCACUGCUCCUCCCUCAUGGUGGGGCUCAUCCGGCAGGGCUACGCCUGCGAGGUGUGCUCCUUCAUCUGCCACGUGUCCUGCAAGGACAGCGCCGUCCAGGUGUGUCCCGUCCCCCCCGAGCAGACCAAGAGGCACCUGGGCAUGGACAUGCAGAGGGGCAUCGGGACGGCCUACAAAGGCUUCGUCAGGGUCCCCAAGCCCACAGGGGUGAAGAAGGGCUGGCAGCGGGCCUACGCCGUGGUGUGCGACUGCAAGCUCUUCCUGUACGACGUGCCGGAGGGCAAGGCCACCCAGCCCGGCGUGGUGGCCAGCCAGGUGCUGGACCUCAGAGAUGAGGAGUUUUCUGUGAGCUCUGUGCUGGCAUCAGACGUCAUCCACGCCACUCGAAAAGACGUCCCCUGCAUUUUCAGGGUGACGUCGUCGCUGCUGAACGCGCCGUCCCGCACGGUAUCGCUGCUGGUGCUGGCGGAGAGCGAGGCGGAGAAGAGGAAGUGGGUGGGCAUGCUGGAGGGCCUGCAGGCCGUCUUCGCCAAGAACCAGCUGAGGCAGCGCGCCGUGCACGUGCUGCAGGAGGCCUACGACAGCAGCCUGCCCGCCAUCAAGACCACGCUGUCCGCCGCCAUCGUGGAUCGAGAACGCAUCGCCUUGGGAACAGAGGAUGGCCUGUACGUGGUGGAGGUCACCAGGGAUGUGAUCGUGCGGGCGGCCGACGCCAAGAAGGUGCAGCAGAUCGAGCUGAUCCCGCGCGAGAAGAUGGUGGCGCUCCUGUGCGGCCGCAGCCGCCACGUCCACCUGCACCCCUGGGGGGCGCUGGAGGGCGCCGAGCCGGCCUUCGACGUCAAGCUGGCUGAGACCAAAGGCUGCCAGGCGCUGACGGCGGGCGGGCUCCGCUCGGGCGGGCCCUCCUACCUGCUGGCGGCCGUCAAGCGGCAGGUGAUCUGCUACGAGGUGACGCGCGCCAAGCCGCACCACCGCAAGCUGUGGGAGGUGCAGGCGCCGGGCGUGGCGCAGUGGCUGGGCUUCGUACGGGACCGCCUGUGCGUGGGCUACCCGUCGGGCUUCGCCCUGCUCGGCCUGCAGGGGGAGUCGUCGCCCGUCAGCCUGGUCAGCCCCACCGACCCGUCGCUGGCCUUCCUGGGCCAGCAGCCGCUGGACGCCCUGCACGCCCUGGAGGUGGGAGCCGACGAGUACCUGCUGUGCUUCAGCCAGCUGGGCGUGUACGUGGACCAGCAGGGCCGGCGCUCGCGCACCCAGGAGCUGAUGUGGCCCGCCACGCCUGCCGCCUGCUCCUCCAGCUCCUCCUAUCUGUUCGUCUACAGCGACUACGGCCUCGAUGUGUUCGACGUCAACACCAUGGAGUGGGUCCAAACCAUGUCUCUGAGAAAGAUUCACCCUCUGAAUGUGGACGGCAGCCUGAACCUGCUGGGUGCAGAGCAGCCUCGCCUCGUGUACCUCAGCAACAGCUCCUCAGAGAGCUCUGACCUGGCCAUCCCGGAGACAUCUGAGCACAGUAAGAAGCUGAUGGUGAGGACACGCAGCAAGAGGAAGUUCCUCUUCAAAGUGCCCGAGGAGGAGCGGCUGCAGCAAAGGAGAGAGAUGCUCCGUGACCCGGAGCUGAGGUCCCGGAUGAUCUCCAAACCCACCAACUUCAACCACGUGGCCCACAUGGGCCCGGGCGACGGCAAGCAGGUCCUCAUGGAUCUGCCUCUGCAGAGCGAGUCACCUUCCCCCUCACCCUCCCGACACCACCCCCUGAUCUCUCCUCCAACCAACUUCGAGCACGUCUAUCACAUGACCCCCGUUUCUGCCGAGCUCUAUCUGCAGAAAGAGCCCUCUUCCCUGCCAGGCCUUCCUCGGCUGUCCUCCUCUUCCUCCUCUCCUUCCACCUCCUCCUUAGGAAGGAGUGGGCUAUCGUCUUCCCAGGAUGAAUCUAAGGAGAGACCUCGACCUGUCUCCAGUAUCUCUCGGCAACAGAGAAGUAAGACCUACAUGACCCGCACUGCCUCUGGAGGUGGGGACUUUAGCAGCACAGGUUCAUCUCGGAAUAUCUCCGAUCCUGACCAAGAGUUUGAGAGAGAGCCCGACUCGGACUCCACCAAACACUCGACCCCCUCCAACAGCUCCAACCCCAGCAGCCCCCCCAGCCCCAACUCUCCCCACCGCAGCCAGCUCACCCUGGACGGGCUCGACCCUGCGACCCUCGAUGGCUGACGGGCGGAGGGCGAGCCCCGCAACCCCUCAAACCCGGACGGGGUGUGACCAGCUCCCCACAGCUCUUGAGAAUUGACACAUGGACACGCCCCCCCCGCUACACCCUCACCUGCCCAGCUUGAACUGCGGUUGCCACGGACUGUCAAGAACAGACCUGCCCCACGGACCACCACACUAAACUUCAUCGUCCCGACUCAAGGGGAGUGUAGCAAUAUCCGGCUGCUACCACCACUGGUCAAUAUCUCCCACGAACACCAGUCGUCUGUUGCUGGGCGGCCCUUUUUCCUGCCGAGUUUGUACCCUUCUAUACUUCCCAGCGGUGACAGUACUAACUGCAGGCGUUUCUCCGCGCUCCGCCUCCUUUUAAAAAUGAUCUUUUAUUUGCAACGAGGAAGCAGCUCUCAGGGUGAGACAGUGAGCGUGCGGGGAUCGGAGCAGCUUUUAGCACGGACGCUGAUUGAGUGGCCCUGGCCUUCAGAUGUGAGAGACAGCGCCCUCUGCAGGCCAGCAGGGGGAAUUUUUUGCUAAUUAUCAGUGCAAUGGAGUUUAAUAGACAUCCUGCUUCGUGUUUAAUAGACAUCCAGGCCUCCGACCUGUGAAUAAUUCCUUUCCGUUUUUUACUUACAGUAGAUAAGUAAUCCACAUGUAUAGCUGCAAAGAGUUUCUGUUUCGCUCAUUAACAAAGGGAGACCAAUGCCGAAGCGUAAUAAUAGUAAUAAUAAUGUCCUUAUUAUAGAUGGCCUACAAGUAUGUUUUUCUUUAAACAAAAUCAGAAAGGCUAGGUAUUUUUUAAUGUAUAUUAUUUGUAUGGAGAUGUUCGCUCCAGAAGUGGGGGAAUCCUCUCCCCGAAAGCGUGGCCCCUUUCCCCCCAGCUCCACUGUCGCGCCGUUCCGAACUGCGCCGCAAACGGCAUCGCCGGAUCCGCUUCUCAAACGCGCGGAUUACGCGCCUCACUAACGGGGGCUGUCCGCAUAACCGCGACUUCAAGUCUUUGUAACGCUCACAUUCGCAUCUUGGAACGUUCUAAGCCGUAGAUGUCACGGCGGAAAGAAAAAAUAAAAACCCACUGCGGAAAGCGGAGGGGAGAUUUCAUUAUCCUUAGGAUCUACCGCAGGUCCCGGGAGCUGCUGCUGCUGCUGCUUUUGUUUGUUACAUAGAAAUAUACAGGAGGACGCUGACGCCGACCCACGACUGCUCACCUAUAUCAUCUGUACAGCAAUACAGCAUCUGUCCACAGGGUGGUGCUGUUGCAUAUUUUCCCCCUCUUUUGUCAUUUACGAGUCGAUCAAAGUGUUUGUGAAUACAUCUCAUUUUCCGAUACGUGCGACGUAAGGGCAUGACUGGCAUACCCAGUUUCUCACGAUCGUGCCUUUAGUGUCAUUUCACAGUGCAGUGCGACAUCAGUUCUGUGUGUCAACAGCGUUAAUGUUUGGGGCCAACAGUGGCAUUGUACAAGUGGUUGUUGUCGUGGGGAAGUUUGUCAGGAAACACUGUAUCAAACUUGCACAUUUUAUUAGUUUGAGGAGACCUCUUGGUUUUGCAUCACAGUAAUCUGUUGUUUUUAUUCCAACCCCUCUCCUCUCUGUUCCGCUUCUAAAAAUGGGACUUUGUUCAUUGAGACACUACUGCUUUUCUCUCUCUUUUUUUAAUCAAAAGUUGAAAUCUUUGUAAUUAUUGAAUUGUGAGAGAAAUUUUGGACGGAAAAUAAAAAAAGAGGGAGG
Molecule: messenger RNA, 7652 nt
Organism: Megalops cyprinoides (Indo-Pacific tarpon)
Lineage: Eukaryota; Metazoa; Chordata; Actinopteri; Elopiformes; Megalopidae
Product: serine/threonine-protein kinase MRCK beta-like
Exons: 37
Coding region: 616-5931 (1771 amino acids)
Biological process (GO): peptidyl-threonine phosphorylation; actomyosin structure organization
Cellular component (GO): cytoskeleton; cytoplasm
Molecular function (GO): ATP binding; protein serine/threonine kinase activity
Source: RefSeq, a predicted model, not a curated record